AUGUCCACCGCUCAAAAGAGGAAAACCAAAGAGUCUGAGCUCAUGACAAGCCUGUCGACAAACGACGCUGGCGUUCUUGCGCGCGCAUAUUUGCAAGCAGCAAUGAAAGAGUACGAGAGCCUUUUGGGGGGCACUCUGCAAGACUGCAAGCGAUCAUACCGCGCCUUCGCCGAGCAGAUCAGCACAAUUGCAGGCCGGCAUGGGAUCGAAAUCGGUUCAACCGGCCCUCUCGACAACGCACCCAAGGCAAAGAAUUAUGUCGACAGCAUGCUGAAGCAGCCCUACACGGAAAACAUCAAGAACCUGCUCCAGCAAGUCCGCAGUGUGCUGGAUGAGAAAAAGACGCCGACGCCACAGGUGCCCUUGAAGGUUGCGGAAGGGUUCCUUCUGGAGCUUGACAAUGUGACACGCAAAGGGCUGUCCGAAGAGCAACGGCAGUUUCGACAAGAUUUGGAGUCAAGCGUAACCCCCAGCAGCGCUGCCAAGGAGAAGGAGAAGGACAAGGAUUCGGCCCACAGAACAGUCUAUGCGCAGCCGUUCUCUGCCGAGCUCUUCUGCCCCGACUGGCACCUGCACUACGAGGGGUUUCAAUUGGCAGUCGACGAGGGGUUUCAAUUGGCAGUCGACGAGGGCACAAACACGGACUUUGACUUUCACGUUCCGAAGCGAGAGACGCGGUUCAAUGACAGGAUGAACGUGCCCCUGAUCAAGGCGUGUGCUGGCGCAGCAGUGUACGUCAAGAGCCACGCGUCCUUUGAGGCCGACACCGCUGUUGUCGCCGACUAUGUUGUGCAAAUGGCCUCAAAUCUUGACUUCUAUCCGCUGUUGCUUGAGCUCAAGAUCGAUGACAGCAAGCAGACGCAGGAUGCUGCCAAGGCGCAGGUGCUGGAGUACGCAUCACGGGCCAUCAAGUCUGCGGGACCGAAGUGGCGUAAGUUGAAGGGGUAUUUGUUUCCCUUUGCCAUCACCGUCUGCGGGCAGAAGGUGUCCGUGUACGCGUGCACGCUGGGCGAUGAGGUGCACGGCGACGAGGCCUUUCCCAGUAUCCUCCACACAAAACUUGGCGACACCGACUUGAACCGGCUCGGGCAUGUCAUUAAGUGGCUGCUUGACGAAGAGCACAUGGCGCAUUACGAGAAUAUUGCCGCCAUUGCCCAGGGCCGUCUCACCGUCAUUGAUGAGAACCCCGCCGGUCCCACACCACCAGCAGCAGCAGACAACGGCAAGGAGGAGCAGCGUCAGCGUGCAGACGCCGAAGCAGCACGGGCGAAGUCUGCCAAAGUUGCCACGAGAUACGAGAUGUGCGUCUACAAAGGCGGCAAGGAGACUGUGUCGGUUGCAUUGGUGAACAACGAGGUGUUGAAAGUGUGCGGCGGCCACCGCAUUGGCGCUCCUGAAGAUGAGAAGGCUGCCAGCGAUGAGGAGACUGCCAGGGAUGAGGAGGCUACCAGCGAUGAGGAGGCUGCCAGCGAUGAGGAGGCUGCCAGCGAUGAGGAGGCUGCCAGCGAUGCGGAGGCUGCCAGCGAUGCGGAGGCUGCCAGCGAUGCGGAGGCUGCCAGCGAUGAGGAGGCUGCCAGCGAUGAGGAGGCUGCCUGGGAAGAGGAGGCUGCCAGGGAAGUGAAGGGCUGGCAACUGCUCUAUCCACACAAGAAGGUGAAAGUGUACGAACGGUCACGCCCCGUCUUUGCCUGUCCCAAUUUGUCACAGAAAAGGAGCAAGCGCAAGAGCAAUUGCAAGAACAAGCGCAAGGGCACCAAGAGCAAGCGCAUCAAGAGCAAGCGCACGGACAUCAAGGGCACAGGCAUCAAGGGCACGGGCAUCAAGGGCACGGGCAUCGACGACGGGCAGGCGCUUGAGGCUGCGGCUGAGCACCUCCUCCGCUUGUCGAAAAGGGAUCUAUGCCACUGCGACAUCCGAUCUCACAACAUCCUGCGCAACGGCUGCAUCGUCGACUUUGGUUUCCUCAGUGGCCCUGUCAGUGACCCUGAAAAGAAGAAGAAGAAGAAGAAGAAGAAGCUUCCUCCUUCCUAUUACACAGCGCUGCGGGAGCGCCCUCGCAAGUGGCUGCUUGGAAAGGCAACGGACUAUUAUCCAGAAGUUGUUCUGGAUUGGGAAUCGCUGCUGUUUUCGUACGUGUUCUGGUAUGAUUCUGUUGCCAACGCCAUGUUCCGGCUGUUUCAGGGCAAGGUGAUCCUGCUGGAGUGGCUUGACGCCAAGCUGGACAAGCUGGACAAGGACGACAAGAAGAAGGAGACAGCAGCGCUGCAGGACAAGAGCGACGACGACAAGAAGAAGGAGACAGCAGCGCUGCAGGACAAGAGCGACGACGACAAGAAGAAGGAGACAGCAGCGCUGCAGGACAAGAGCGACGACGACAAGAAGAAGGAGACAGCAGCACUGCUGCGCAACAUUAUGCAGCACAUUGCUUGCGCGUACUUCUAAAUGGAGUGCGCUGCGUGUGGUUGUGUGUGUGUGUGUGCUGUGUGUGUGGGUGUGUGUGGGUGUGUGGGUGUGUGGGUGUGUGUGGGUGUGGGUGGGUGUGUGUGUGCUGUGUGU
Salpingoeca rosetta is the source of this 2556-nucleotide messenger RNA. RefSeq names its product kinase subdomain-containing protein. The record is from RefSeq and is a predicted model, not a curated record. The transcript is spliced from 6 exons. The coding region runs from base 1 to 2442 and encodes 813 amino acids. Lineage: Eukaryota; Choanoflagellata; Craspedida; Salpingoecidae.